AUGAGGGGAUUUUCCUGGCAUGGCCAUGCCAAUCCUGGUGGAGGUCCAAAAGGGAGUUCUAGCUACUGGACUACAGCAUCUAGAUUUAGAUUUCUUAUAGUAGCAACCUCACCAUCCUUCCUAAACUGCUUUAUCCUUCUGGCUCUUUUGUACUGUGGCUUCUCGUCGAAGCACAGCCUCCUGUAUCUGCUUUAUCCUUCUGGAGCUAGACCGGGAACAUCUACUCCUAGUACUGCCGUGAGCUAA
Messenger RNA from Prunus armeniaca (apricot), 246 nucleotides. The record is from the annotation of a GenBank genome assembly. NCBI's taxonomy places the organism in Eukaryota, Viridiplantae, Streptophyta, Magnoliopsida, Rosales, Rosaceae.